Cercocebus atys (sooty mangabey) is the source of this 553-nucleotide messenger RNA. RefSeq names its product zinc finger protein 182-like. Lineage: Eukaryota; Metazoa; Chordata; Mammalia; Primates; Cercopithecidae. The transcript has 6 exons. The record is from RefSeq and is a predicted model, not a curated record. Bases 102 to 434 code for a protein of 110 amino acids. Gene Ontology annotation, biological process: regulation of DNA-templated transcription.
GCGGGGCCAAUAAAAGAAAGCUGAGUGGUGGCAGUCACUUUUGGAGUCUUCCUGAGACGAUCCACCAAUAUGAAGUAAACUCGAGGAGGAGGAACCCAGCGAUGGUGGCUGAGCCCCAGGGCACAGUGAUGUUUGAGGAGGUGGCCAUGUACCUCACACAGGAGGAGGGGCAGCACCUGGGACCCCCUCAGAGAGCACUCCACCAGGAUGUGAUGCUAGAGAACCACUGCACCCUAACAGCUCUGGAUAAGCAUCACAUGGUUUUUCAGUGUCCACACUCAGGGUUAUUUCCCAGCGGGAGCAGGGGAAAAUGCCAUGGGUCAUUGCUCUGCCAGGGCCUCCCUGCACAGGUGAGUGAGGAGAUUCUUAGGUCAAGACAAAGCAUAAACAAUCAACUCCAACAGAAAAAUCUGAAGAACAAUUACAAGGAGUAACUCAGGAGAUUUUCCCAAGAGGCAAUCCAGAGGAGUUUGAGUUUCGAUCAGCUUGCAGGAUUGAGACAGGAGCAGAAUAUUGCUGGAAAAAAUUCACAAUAAAGACCGGGAUGGCCGUG